AUGGCCACCGCCGUCGCCACAGCCACCUCACUGUUGCACGACCAGCGAACCUUCACUUUGCAGCAGGGUGAGUUGGAUGGGCGCUUUGCGGAUGCCGAAGAGAAACCAGCAGCAGCAUCCGAAGAGCCCGCAGAGGCGGAGGAGGGCGAGGAUGAGGACGAUGAUGAGGAUGAGGAGUAUUGGUCCUACCAUGACGUGGGCGAAGCCCUAGACUGGCUUGAUGCCACGGAGGGCCCGGAUGGCUCGACACGUAUUUCCUCAACAUUCUCGGCUGCCGGAAGCGCAGCUGCGGCGCGGAGGCCUAACGCGCACGGCGGCAUGCUCGCGCGCACACUCCAGCCACUCUCCAACCGCACACAGAAGCUUGCCUCGCACGUCCGCGCCGCUCCUUUGGAGGAGUGGGAAGGUAGAAUGAACGUGGGGAUGUCAAAUUCUGUGACGACUGCAAUCAGGGACAGCAUAAGAGAUACUGCAAUUGGGAAAACAAGGAACACUGGGAAGGCAGAUCGUGCUACAGUUGAACAGGCUAUUGACCCAAGGACCCGCAUGGUUUUGUUCAAAAUGUUAAUCCGUGGUGUUUUUAAUAACAUAAAUGGUUGCAUUUCUACCGGAAAAGAGGCAAAUGUAUAUCAUGCAACAAAGACAGAUGGCAGUGAGUUAGCAAUCAAAGUCUAUAAAACUUCAGUGCUUGUUUUUAAGGAUAGAGAUCGAUAUGUUCAAGGAGAUUAUCGUUUUAGACAUGGUUACUGCAAGCAUAAUCCUCGGAAAAUGGUAAAGACUUGGGCUGAAAAGGAAAUGCGAAAUCUUUUACGGAAAAGGAGGUUGGGCUGCUCCUCGACUUAA
Messenger RNA from Triticum turgidum subsp. durum (durum wheat), 843 nucleotides. The record is from the annotation of a GenBank genome assembly. Lineage: Eukaryota; Viridiplantae; Streptophyta; Magnoliopsida; Poales; Poaceae.